Poeciliopsis prolifica (blackstripe livebearer) is the source of this 729-nucleotide messenger RNA. RefSeq lists its product as uncharacterized. The transcript has 3 exons. Bases 37 to 729 code for a protein of 230 amino acids. The record is from RefSeq and is a predicted model, not a curated record. NCBI's taxonomy places the organism in Eukaryota, Metazoa, Chordata, Actinopteri, Cyprinodontiformes, Poeciliidae.
CUAGCGGUUUUAGGAUUUCUGUUUUGUCGCUGGCAAAUGUGCCAAACAAACAUUUUUCUGCAGUGGGCUCAGCAUGAGUGGAAGAUGAGGCAGAAGGUCACGCAGAAGGUUUAUUUUCACGCAAGGCGGAUGAAACGGCUCCGCAUGAAGCGACGCGCAUCCAACUUAAUGGUGGCGAUGAUCAUGUCCGCCUUUUUCAGACGUCAACAGAGGACCAUAUGGGUUCAGCCACGUCCAUCAACUUGGUGGGAAGCCGUUAGCAGCUCCUGGGAUGAAGUGGAUUGGAAAAAAAACUUCAGGAUGACAAAGACCUCCUUUCUGCAUCUUUGUGACAUCCUCCGACCACGUUUGACACGACAGCACACUAACUUUCGUAGUCCACUUCAUGUUGAGCUGCGGGUUGCAAUAUGUCUGUGGAGGCUUGCAACAAAUCUGGAGUAUCGCGUCAUCUCCCACCUAUUUGGCAUUGGCAUUUCUACAGCCUGUUGUGUCACACAACAGGUUGUUACUGCUAUUAACGUGGAAAUGAAAUCUCUGUAUAUAAAAACCCCUUCAGAGGCAGAGCUUAUGGUUAUUGUCCAGGGCUUCAGGGAUCAAUGGGCGUUACCCCAGGUUGCAGGUGCAAUUGAUGGGACUCAUAUCAGCAUUAUGGCACCGGAUGAGAAUCCUGUUGACUAUUACAACAGGAAAAAUGCAUACUCUGUUAUUCUGCAGGGUGUGGUUGGAUAG